Malaya genurostris is the source of this 748-nucleotide messenger RNA. RefSeq lists its product as uncharacterized. The transcript has 3 exons. Lineage: Eukaryota; Metazoa; Arthropoda; Insecta; Diptera; Culicidae. The record is from RefSeq and is a predicted model, not a curated record. Bases 166 to 669 code for a protein of 167 amino acids. Gene Ontology annotation, biological process: mitochondrial respiratory chain complex I assembly.
UAUUAUAAGCUAACCCACUGGGCACAUACAUAGAACAUCAUCAGACGGCUUCUGAACGUAGCCAAGUAAACGAAUGAACUGUCAAAAUCAGCUGGAGCUAAACAAGAUUUUGCGAAGUUACGUAAAAUUUAUUUCUUCGGUGGAUCCUGAAAGGUUUUAGACAAAAUGAGCAUACUAACCACGAAAUACUACGAUAACCCAGAGGGGAGCGAUUUGUUUGGAAAAAUGGUGGCCACCAACAAAUAUGCUCUAGCUACCGGACUCGGUUGGUCCUCGAUUGAAAUUAUUAUGGUUUCCAAACCGAAAGGUGUAUUACCAUCUCUCGCGCGUUACGUUUACUUCACCGGCCCUUUCAUGGGAAUGGCUUCAGCCUUCACCGUCGGCGCUUAUACUGCGAAUCGGCUUCGUGGCAAGGACGAUAUAAUGAAUUACGUUGUGGGUGGCUUCGCCUCCGGUGGUGUGUAUGGAGCCUGGAGACGCAGUGUCGUGGCUGGGCUUGUGUCCGGACUAAUCUUUAGCAUUGCGGGUGCUGUCAAAAAGAUGUCCAUCGACGAGGGAUGGGAGUUUUUCCCGGAAGUAACGAAACACGCCUAUGGCUCACUUAAUCCAAAGCGAUAUGAUUUCACACUAACUCAGGAACGAGAACGAGGAUGGACCACCGGCAAGUAGAAGGUGAUCCCGGAUUCGGUUGGUGAAUGUGAUGUUGGAAUCAGAAGAAUUUAGAAAUAUAUGCAGUACAAAAUAUGAA